Meloidogyne enterolobii is the source of this 842-nucleotide messenger RNA. Lineage: Eukaryota; Metazoa; Nematoda; Chromadorea; Rhabditida; Meloidogynidae. The record is from the annotation of a GenBank genome assembly.
UGUUUUUCUUCUUUCGGUUCAAAUCGGUCCAUUUUGGCAACCCUAAUCACAAGAAAAUGUUGGAAGAAUUGCGUAAGAGAAAAAACGAAUUCUCAAGCAUUUGCAACGUCUAUCAUUUGAUCAAUUUUAUGCUUUCUAUUGCUUUUCCAUUUGCUAAACUGACUCCAAAAAUUUCUGAAAUGCUUUUUGGAAUGGAAAACAGAAAUAUUGACACGAGAGAAAAUGAAAUUUUAAUUUUUCUUGUUGUUAUCGUCAUUUUCAAGUGCCGAAAAUCUUCAAGUUAUUUACAUACUUUUUCAACAAUUUAUCUUUACUCUAAAUUGGCAAAUUCGUUAUUAUUCUUUCGUGUUAAACCAAUUUAUGGUCUUUUUUAUUGUGUUUUGGUUAUUACUUUGUAUGUUUUGGUAGAUGAACCUUUACCUCCUGAUUCUGAAAAAGUUAGAUUUUUUAAUGGAGAAGAGCUUAAGAAUACACUUCAAGAAGACAAAUCAAUUGUUUGGAUUAUUGAAUUCUUCUCAACGUGGAGUCCAGAAUGUCGUUAUGUUAGGCCUGUAUUUAAUGCUUUGAGUGAAAAGUUUACUUUGCCAAACCUACGAUUUGGUAAAUUGGACGUGGGGAGAUUUCCAAAGGAAGCAGAACAUUUUAGAAUUAAUUGUAGCGCUACAAGUAGACAACUUCCUACAUUUUCUUGUUUUAAAGGAGGAAUACAAACAGAAAGAAGACCUUUAAUUGGUACAAAUGGAAAGGCUAUUCCUUUUGUUUUUACGGAGCAAAACAUAGUUUUGGCACUCGAUUUGACUAGUAUUUAUGCAGAAUGUAAAAAGAGGUUAAAAAACAGUUGA